AUGGCGACAAACACAGUACUAAUAAAUGUUGUUAGUGUUAUUAUUGUUUGUGUAGUUGUGUUUUAUCCGGUCAAUGUUACCUCAGACGACACGGUUCCUAUUCCUCAACAAAAGUCCCAGGUAGAGAGUUGGUUCAAAGCCAACGUACAACCCCUUGCAAGCAGAAAGGAUUUGGACCCUGCCCUCACAAAGGCCGAGGCCGCCGCAGUUCACAUUGGGGUCGGAAAAGGAGGCAAAUUCAAAACCAUUCAAGAAGCCGUAAACUCCAUUCCUAAAAAGAACACAAAGCGUUAUAUCAUUAACAUAGCAGGUGGGACUUAUAAGGAGAGAGUUAAGGUCGACUACGAUAAACCUUUCGUCACCUUCUAUGGUGAUCCUAAGAGUAGGCCACUUGUAGAUGCUGCUGGCACGGCUGCUCAGUUUGGUACUAUAGAAAGUGCCACUGUGCAAGUUUUGUCGGAUUACUUUAUGGCCGUUAAUAUUGACUUUAAGAAUUCAGCUCCCAGGCCCAGUGGUAAACCGGGCCAACAAGCUGUGGCUCUGACCAUUGCCGGUGACAAGGCUGCGUUCUACAACUGUAAAUUUUAUGGAUUCCAAGACACCCUUUGUGAUAAUAUUAACAAACAUUUCUAUAAGGAUUGCUACGUUGAAGGCACUGUAGAUUUCUUCUUUGGCAGUGCCAAGACUAUCAUUUUGAGCACAGAAAUGCAUGUUAUCCCAGGCGACACAAUGGAUUAUGUGACGGCACACGCUAGGAAAAGUGAAAAAGAAGACACAGGAUACUCUUUCGUACAAUGCCGAGUUACCGGGGAUGCCAAAUCUAGAGUUGCAUACCUAGGCAGAAUUUGGUAUCCUUUUGCUAAGACCGUAUUUUCCUAUUCUGAUAUUUCUGCUGCCAUUAGACCCGAGGGAUGGCUUGGGAUCCACAACAGUCGUACCGAUGGAGCGUCAGCAUACUUGGGAGAAUAUAAGAAUACAGGGCCAGGAUCUGACAUGUCUAAACGUAUAAAGUUCGUUAAGAAGCUGACAGAUGCAGAAGCGAAGAAAUACCUGACCCUGAGUUACAUAGAGGCUUCCAAGUGGUUGCUUCCCCCAAUCACCAAAGCUGUUCAAGACAAUUCAACCCACUUUCGAUCAAGGUCAAAUUAA
Molecule: messenger RNA, 1149 nt
Organism: Ipomoea triloba (trilobed morning glory)
Lineage: Eukaryota; Viridiplantae; Streptophyta; Magnoliopsida; Solanales; Convolvulaceae
Product: pectinesterase 1-like
Exons: 4
Coding region: 1-1149 (382 amino acids)
Biological process (GO): cell wall modification
Molecular function (GO): pectinesterase activity
Source: RefSeq, a predicted model, not a curated record